AAAAGAAUAUGAGGGGUAGAGAUAUCGGUAGGUGGCGGUAAUGCAACAAUUAGGAUGCAAGCCGCCGGUAAACUCAAAAGAAGAAGAAAUCAGAUCAAAGUCGGACCUGGUUGUUAAGUGAUUAUUUCCGGGUGACGGACGGUUCCGUUUCCUGUGAGUUGCGUCCAGAAUGUUAUCCAGUCUGAAGGACAGGGUUGGUGCGGUUCUCUUACCAGGGGACGGGUUUUCCUUGGAUACCGACGAUACUAUCUCCCUGACGGAGCAAGCGAAGCCGGACAAGGUGCUGUGCGGCCCGGGCCUGAGGCGGAGCGGAGCCCGUCUGGUGGCGUGUAAGAGCGGCGUCCUGCGACACAAGCUGCCCAACGUGUUCUGGGUCGACUCGCAGCAAAGGAGGUAUGUUCCUGCUAAAGGAGAAACGGUCAUCGGCAUUGUGAUGCUGAAGUCCGGAGAUGUAUUCAAGGUUGACUUUGGAGGAAGCGAGCAGGCAUCUCUGUCCUACCUGGCGUUUGAGGGUUCAACUAAGAGGAACAGGCCCAAUGUCCAGGUGGGGGACUUGGUCUUUGCUCAGUUCACUAUCGCCAACAAAGACAUGGAGCCGGAGCUGGUUUGCAUAGACAGCUCAGGCCGAGCCAACGGGAUGGGGGUGUUUGGGCCAGGAGGGCUGCUCUUUAGAGUCAGUCUGGGCCUCGUCAGAAGGUUGCUGGCACCCCAUAGUGACAUCCGCUCGGACCUGGACCAGCUUUUCCCCUGUGAGCUGGUGGUGGGGAUGAACGGCCGAGUAUGGGUCAAAUCCUCCAGCAUCCAGCAGACUCUGAUUCUUGCCAACCUCCUGCAGAGCUGCGACACCAUGACAGCUCCUCAGAGACAGGAGCUGUUCAAGAGGGUCAAACAGGGGGCGCUGUAGACGCCUCACAACCUGCUGGUGUGGACUUUGUCUUGAUGUGCAUCCAAACUUUUGUGGGAAAAGAUCUGACACCCCUCUGUUUUUUUUUUCAAUAAAUACUUUGCUAAUAUUUGUUUUUGUCUUGUGUUUCAAAUGGAGACAAACGCUGUUGUGUUUUGUGGGCUGACUUUAUUGGAACGUUGUGUCCAAUCGUCAGAAGGUAAAGUCAGAGUUUACAUUUUCUGCCUGAGCUCAGUGCUGUUCCAGCCUGAGGAGCUAAAGUGAGGGGUUAAGAUGGCGUUAGCAAGAUGUCCUGGUUGAAUUUGUUCUUCAUUUGGUUCAGUUAGUCCCAGUUUAGUCGCUAUGGAGAUGUAUUUUGUGUUGAACACGCAUCCUGGAUUAAUGCAGCUGUAAUGGAAAAAUUUUGCCUUUGUGCUAUUUCUUAUCCAACACAGUCGUCACGUGCUGGUUAGGUGCAAUACUGAACAUUCUUACAAAAACAAAUAAUCUCUGGCGCCCUGUCGUACAUCAAGUCUAAACAUCUGAUGAUCCAUUUGACUGACUAAUAAUUUAUGAUAUAUGUUUGUCUUUUACACCCGGACUCUGGCUUCAUUCUAUCUGACUCCCCACCAGACCCAAGGCUGUAAAACUCAAUGCAUCUCGUCUUCGAAGCUCGGUGUUCCUUCCUUUGGAUAACAAGACAUGAUGAUGCAGAAGUGAGAAAGCAAACGUUCUCACUCACUGCUAGAUAAGGUGGCGCAAACAAUUCCAUUGCUGCAGAGAGACAUUCCACCAGAUCCAGAGAAAGGGGUUAAAAGGCAGAAGAAACUUGAGGAUUGUGGGCUCUUUGCAUCACACCUUCGUGGUGUGUGCACUGAUCUCCCCAGCUGGUUUUUGGUUUGUUCAUGUGCACGAUCAACAUCCAUGCUUUUUAUUUGCUUUCCCCAUUAUUUGUAUUUUCUUUAUUAUUUCAAUAAAUCGCACAAAAGGACAA
This is a messenger RNA of Betta splendens (Siamese fighting fish), 1877 nucleotides long. It is a transcript of the gene exosc3, whose product is annotated as exosome component 3. Gene Ontology annotation, biological process: U4 snRNA 3'-end processing; TRAMP-dependent tRNA surveillance pathway; CUT catabolic process. The record is from RefSeq and is a predicted model, not a curated record. Lineage: Eukaryota; Metazoa; Chordata; Actinopteri; Anabantiformes; Osphronemidae. The coding region runs from base 170 to 904 and encodes 244 amino acids. Gene Ontology annotation, molecular function: RNA binding. Gene Ontology annotation, cellular component: nuclear exosome (RNase complex); cytoplasmic exosome (RNase complex). The transcript is spliced from 4 exons.